AUGUUACUAUUCAUAUGCAUUGUAUUCUCUUAUAUUUAUUUGAUAUCUGGUACUACAUAUAAAUGUGAUCCAAGUAUUUCAUGUGGUUGUUCAGUAUCAACCACCAAUGUUACAUCGCGAAUCGUUGGUGGAGAAACAGCAUCUGAUUAUGCAUGGGGUUGGAUUGUUUCCCUUCAAUUGUUAGAUGGACAUAUAUGUGGUGCAAGUCUUUUAACACCUGAAUAUGCUGUAACAGCUGCUCAUUGUGUACAUGAUUUUAUGAAUUAUAUAUCUAGGUUUGAAAUUCUUGCUGGUACUAAUUAUUUAAAUGAUGCAUCCAUUCCAACUAUUCAACGAAGAUCAAUCAUUAGUAUUACUAUGCAUCCUAAAUAUGAUCCAAACACUGUUGAAAAUGAUAUUGCUAUUCUUAAAUUUUCUCCACUUACAAUAUCUUCAAAUUCUAAAAUAACUUUUAUUUGUUUACCAAAAGAAUAUGAAGAUCCAUUUCAAACGAAUAAUAAUCUUGUAGCUAUUGGAUGGGGUUACUUAUUGGAAGACGUUCAGGAUGUAUCGAAUUCUCUUCAACAAGUAACAGUUCAAGCAUAUUCAUCAACGUCAAAUGAAUGUCAACAAUCAGGUAUGGCCAAUCCAUCAGUGCAAUUUUGUGCGGGAACUAUGGCUGGUGAUACAUGUCAAGGUGAUAGUGGCGGUCCAUUAAUGGCUUUUGUUAAUAAACGUUGGGUAUUAGCAGGAAUAACAUCAACAGGCAAUGGAUGUGCUCGAGUUGGAUAUCCAGGAGUAUAUGCACGAGUCUGUAUUCAAAUAUUAACACACAGUGGCUAA
Rotaria sp. Silwood2 is the source of this 822-nucleotide messenger RNA. The record is from the annotation of a GenBank genome assembly. NCBI's taxonomy places the organism in Eukaryota, Metazoa, Rotifera, Eurotatoria, Philodinida, Philodinidae.